AACUAUUCAUUCGGUAAACUUGGCUGAGUCAGGUUGAGUCAAACCUUUGUUAAAAUUUUUGUCACAAUAACACAGUCUCAUUUUUGGGUGGUUUGGUUCAGUAGCGAAAUUGGUCCAGGACUUGUUCAUACUUUUCUUGUCCCAAUAAUAUUUCUGCCUCAAUAUUUAUUUCGUGUUUGCCGAUAUAAUUUGCUAGUUUACGAUACAGUUUAUUGUACAGUGGCAAAAAGAAAAUAUCAUUAAAUAACGGUUAAAUUUGAGAAGUUGACAUUCAAUAUUAAGAGUUACACGUAUAUAGAAAGACGUAAAAAAAGAGUUAACAAUCCAAACACAAUCAUAUAAACUAUUUCGUUUUAUUGUUUUCUCUAUAUGUUCAUAUGAAGUGUUUACCAUUUGGGAAGGUUGUGAAAUCACUUGAAACGAGAAGUGCUAAAAUUUCGUAACGUAACGUCACCCUCGACUAAAAUCAGUAAAGGAUAUUUCUUCUACAGAGAUCUGUAAUAUUUAUCAUAUACGCAGCGUUGUUGGGUGAAUAUUAACUAGAAGUUGGAUUGAAGCAAGUAGUGUGGGAUUAUUAUCCAAGUCAGUUUUAGUGUGAUUUUUAAGAUCUCGUGGCAUUGGAAGUGACGUUAAUUUUGUUUCGUUUGCAAUUAAAUUACGACAACAGUAAAUAAAUUGCAGAAAAAUGAGUUCCCACCAUCAAAACGGUCAUCAUGAAAAAUCCCCCCGACCAGAUUCCGCAGUACAAUGGUCAGGCACUAAGAAACAGCACCAGAUGCAGAUGCAAUUUCCACCCCAGGAACACAGAGCCCCUGUCGUGAGGCGUCGCAAGCAAGAACCCGACUGUGUCCCGGUCGUCGCUGGAGUAAAAGUGGUCGCCUUGUUCUCAAUCUUACUCGGGAUAGGAUCGAUCGGGGUGUGUGGUUGGGUGCUACACAGAUCGAUUCAAGAUUGGCGAAAUCCCACAUUGGUCACGGCGAAUAAUUUGCUGUCACAAGUGAACACCUUUUUCGGAGGGACGACGGGUCUUUACGACCUUGAUGUCAUCUACAGAAUUCUUACGGCUUGCUCUGCCACCGGGUUUAUCGGAGGCGUUUGCCAAUUCUUCUUAUCUUUGUGGCUUCUCCUUGCGACGGAAGGGGGUGGUCGAACGGUCUCCAGAAUUUGGGUUAUUGCCCACGUUUUGAUUAUCUGUGCCAUCGGGGGAGCCUUUCUGUGCAUCAUGACGAACGAGUUGCAAAUUUCGACCCCGAUUAUCGUAUUCUUAUCGGUGACGGGUACCGAUUUCCUUCUCCUCCUCCCCUUCUGCUGGGUCGUCUUUAUGUACAGUGCGUGGAAAGAUCCAAAUACUUAUGUCUAAAAUUGUGUAACAAUUUGUUAUCCUCGUGUUCAAAAUGUAUGUAAAAGUGACGACGAGUACGUCGAUGGUGAAGAUGCAAAAAGUUGACAACUACAUUUUGCUCUACUUCGCAAAUUUGACAUCAUGACGUAAACAUUAUUAUUAUUCUUAUUGUUAUUGAUUGCAUUUUAUUAAUAAUUAACAAUUUUAACAAUAAAGUUUUUUAAAUAAUUUUAUACAAAAUAAAUUUCAU
This is a messenger RNA of Folsomia candida, 1592 nucleotides long. RefSeq lists its product as uncharacterized. The coding region runs from base 686 to 1360 and encodes 224 amino acids. NCBI's taxonomy places the organism in Eukaryota, Metazoa, Arthropoda, Collembola, Entomobryomorpha, Isotomidae. The record is from RefSeq and is a predicted model, not a curated record. The transcript is spliced from 4 exons.